AUUAUCCCACUACAAAACCGUAAUUUGUUCAUACAGAUACAUUUCCCAUGUCUGGAUAGAAACUAAUAAUUUAAUAUCCUCUUCCAACUGUAAAAGGUCUAAUAAAAAGUUAUAUCUACACAAAAAUUAAUACCCAACAUAGAUAACACUUAUGUGAAAUAGACAGGUUGUGUGUAAACAACACUUAUAAUAUUCGGGAUGGUCGGACAAUUCAGAUUUCGAAAUCAAGAUAAAUACGGUCUCUCGAUCGGAGCGUGAGACUUAUCGCUCUCGACUCCCGACCGCUUCUCCAUCCGGCAAUACAGGUGCGACCCGGCUUAAACGUGGAUGAUAUCAAAAUCGCGUGGAUUUUCCAAAUAACCAAUCAUGGGGGUGAAGGAAUGGUUCCGGCAGAUGCAGCCGGUUCAACUCUACGUGAUACUGGUGAUCACAAUUCUCUUCUUCAUUGUUGAACUGACGGUUAGCCACAUAACUCACUCGCUAACCCUCCUCAUGGACUCCUAUCAGAUGCUGUGCAACAUUUUCGCCCUUACAGGCUGUCUGAUUUCCAUCAAGCAUGGAUCUCAUUCGACGUUAAAUAGUUCAGGAAUGAACAAAGCUGAAAGUGUGGCCAGCAACAUAGGUGAAGAACUAACCUCGACGAAUCCCAAAGGUUGUCAGGAAAUGCCCCAGACGAAGACGUCGAAAGCGAAACAAAAGAAACUGAAGAACACCUUCGGAUGGGCCCGCAUCGAUAUCCUGUCCAUGUUGUUCUGUUGUGUUUUUCUGGCGUCCGUUUGCUUCUCCAUUUUUGUAGAAGCCGUACAGACCUUGGUGCACAUUGACCACAUGGAUGAGAUGCACCAUCCCAUCCCCAUCUUGUGCAUAGGAUGUUGUGGGUUGAUCAUCAACGGGUUGUCCUACUUGUUGAUCGGAGGAUUUACGUUCCACCAGGGUAGUUUUCUGUACGUUACAGCUAGUGGAGAUGUAAUCCUGAACAAAGUGGUGGUGAAUGACGUGAGGAGUGGAGCUAGGAGGCUUUCCAGGACUAAAAAUGUGCGUCCUUCCACCGUUCAACCAAGGCAAAGACAAGGCAUUAAAGAAAUGUUGAGGGACGUCAUUGGUUGCAUUCUGGUAAUACUGUGCUCAAUUUGUGUGUACUACGCCGACAAAAAUGAAAUUGCCAAGUACAUAGAUCCAGUUGUUUCCCUAGUUUUUGUCGCCGUUUUGACCAUCCUCAGUUACCCUUACAUGAAGGAAAGCUGCUUCAUUUUGCUGCAAACAAUCCCAGACACCAUAGACAUAGAAUCACUAAAGACAGAACUGCUGCAGCAUUUUCCUGAAAUUGUGAACGUGCACGAUUUCCACGUGUGGCAAUUGACAGCGUCGAAAAUCAUAUCUACGGUGCACAUCAUUUUCCAAAAUCCCAAGGUUUACAAAAGAAUAAUGAAUGACAUCAACGAAUUUUUCAUUGACAAUGGCAUCACGCAAGUGACAAUACAGCCUGAAUUUUUUACAAACUCGACGAGCACUGAAAGUCUAGCGGACAAUCCGCCUCUUUGUUUGGUUGCGUGUCAAUGUGAAGGUUGCAAGGAGAAAAUGUGCUGCAAAGAAAUUGAGAGCCCUCGUAGUUUGGCGUCUUCCAAAGAGGUGAUAGAUCCCAGUGCUGUGCAAUCGAAGACAAAUUCCACGGAGACUUUAGAUCGAACGACCGAAGAAAAAGUGGAGAGUGGGACCAUUAGCAACGGAAAUCAGACGACUGUUACGGCUAAUUAAAUGCGACUGAUUUUUAGUUUUAAGGUUUUAUUAUGUGUGACAGCUGUGAGACGUGAAAUUGGGACGUUUUUUUUGACGAAACUGUUUUUGAUUUGAAAAUCUCAGGUGAUAAUUUGUGAUAGUGCAUUAACAUUUAUUACGCUACGACUGUCUUCAGCAAAUAGAUAGUGUAUUAAAUCGCGUAAAUUUUUGAACGUUUUAUUUUAAGACGGUCCAUGAAUUUUUCAACAAAUAUUAUAAAUUCAUCAUAUUACGCGACAACCAAGAGUUACCGGCACAAUUAUGUAAAAAUCAAUGUAUCUAACCAAUUAUGUUAAAACUAAUUUUAAUUAUAAAUUGUAAGAUUGUAUUUUAUUAAAACACAUAAAUUUUA
Messenger RNA from Aethina tumida (small hive beetle), 2128 nucleotides. It is a transcript of the gene ZnT77C, whose product is annotated as zinc transporter 1. The transcript has 8 exons. Gene Ontology annotation, molecular function: zinc ion transmembrane transporter activity. Bases 367 to 1755 code for a protein of 462 amino acids. Gene Ontology annotation, cellular component: membrane. Gene Ontology annotation, biological process: zinc ion transmembrane transport; detoxification of zinc ion; intracellular zinc ion homeostasis. The record is from RefSeq and is a predicted model, not a curated record. Lineage: Eukaryota; Metazoa; Arthropoda; Insecta; Coleoptera; Nitidulidae.